This is a messenger RNA of Echinops telfairi (small Madagascar hedgehog), 2629 nucleotides long. RefSeq names its product makorin ring finger protein 2 (gene MKRN2). The record is from RefSeq and is a predicted model, not a curated record. The transcript is spliced from 8 exons. Gene Ontology annotation, biological process: protein polyubiquitination. NCBI's taxonomy places the organism in Eukaryota, Metazoa, Chordata, Mammalia, Afrosoricida, Tenrecidae. Gene Ontology annotation, molecular function: ubiquitin protein ligase activity; metal ion binding. Bases 57 to 1310 code for a protein of 417 amino acids.
GGCUGUGGUGAGAGCGGGAGGCGGUGGCGGGACGACUGCCUUUGAACCCAGCCACCAUGAGCAGCACCAAGCAGGUCACUUGCAGGUAUUUUAUGCAUGGUGUGUGUCGGGAAGGAAACCAGUGCCUGUUCUCCCAUGACUUGGCCAACAGCAAGCCCUCCACCAUCUGCAAGUACUAUCAGAAGGGUUACUGCGCCUAUGGAGCUCGUUGCAGGUAUGAUCAUACGAGGCCCUCUGCUGCAGCGGGUGGUGCCUCGGGAAUUGGGCCCCACAGCGUGCCCUCCCCGGCUUUCCACAGUCCUCAAGCUUCUUCUGACCUCUCUGCAGCUAUUAGUAAAACUAGCUUACAUGAGCCUGGAAAGCGGGAAAAGAGGACAUUGAUACUUAGAGACCGAAAUCUCUGUGGCCUGGCUGAAGACAAGCCUCAGGUCCGUGUGGUGAGUAACUCUGGGGUGUACAGCAACCCCCUGAACAGCCUGGAGAUGAAGCCGCAUUCCUACUUGGAAGCAAUCAGGAGUGGCCUUGAUGAUUUGGAAGCCAGUAGCUCCUACGGCAGCGAGCAGCAGCUGUGUCCCUAUGCGGCCGCCGGGGAGUGUCACUUUGGAGAUGCUUGUGUCUACCUGCAUGGGGAGAUGUGUGACAUCUGCAGGCUACAGGUCCUGCACCCCUUUGAUCCAGAGCAAAGAAAAGCCCACGAAAAGAUCUGCAUGGCGACGUUUGAGCACGAGAUGGAAAAGGCCUUUGCCUUCCAGGCAAGUCAGGACAAAGUGUGCAGCAUCUGCAUGGAGGUGAUCCUUGAGAAGGCAUCUGCUUCCGAGAGGAGAUUCGGGAUUCUCUCCAACUGCAAUCAUACGUACUGCUUGUCUUGUAUCCGGCAGUGGAGGUGUGCCAAGCAGUUUGAGAACCCCAUUAUUAAGUCUUGCCCAGAAUGCCGUGUGAUAUCAGAGUUUGUCAUUCCAAGUGUGUAUUGGGUAGAAGAUCAGAAUAAAAAGAAUGAACUGAUUGAAGCUUUCAAACAAGGCAUGGGGAAAAAACCUUGUAAAUAUUUCGAGCAAGGCAAGGGGACCUGCCCGUUUGGAAGCAAAUGCCUUUACCGCCAUGCAUACCCUGAUGGGAGGCUUGCAGAGCCCGAGAAACCCCGGAAGCAGCUCAGCUCUGAAGGCACCGUGAGGUUCUUUAAUUCCGUGCGGCUCUGGGAUUUCAUUGAGAACCGAGAAAGCCAGCACAUUCCCAACACUGAAGACGUCGACAUGAACGAGCUUGGGGAUAUCUUCAUGCACCUCUCUGGAGUAGAGUUUUCAGAGCCCUAAGGAGUAAAUGGUUGCCCCAAUGCAUCUUGGGACUGAGGCUCCCAAGUGAGGGCCUGUAGCUCCCUGUCUACAGCACUAGGAGGCGUGCUUGUCACUUGGGUUUGAGUGGGUUCAUCUUAGCUUUGGCCUUCUCCAUGAUUAUAGCCUUGACACAGUGAAGGAUAUAAAAUUACCUAACUAGUGUAUGGCCAACUGUCUUCCAGUUAUCUUAGAUGUAUUUCAAACUCCUACUGGCUGAGUUCUGACUGAAAGCUUUACAACAAACCUAGUUCCUCUGCUUCUUGCUUCCCCAGAAGCAGUGAACUUGUAGUAGUGGGCAACACAGCCAAUUCCUUUUUCUUACCAAAGGAUCCUUCUUCACUUGUGAAAGGAUUGCUCUAUAGUGAAUUUCCCUAGUGUAGGUAAAUAGUGUAUGGUCAAAAAAAAAAUUAGACUAAAUGUAAAGUGGGCCCUUCACACUUAUAGUGUAAGACUGCAAUACUCAAAAGCUCUUUAAGUUCCGGCAGUCGAAGACCAGUUGUUACUUUCAGGGCAAAGCCUUCUAGUCACCAUGAGAGUUGUGUAUAUGGCAAAGCUGGAGGAUGAGAGGCUGUGUUUCCAGGGAGAAGAGUAAUCUUGUUGCCCUGUGCCCUGUAAGGGCAGCUCUUGAAGUGGCAGGCAGUCCUGGGAGGAAGCGUGGAAGUACAGCCCACUGGGCUUGCUGUACUUCCACUCCUUCAAGGGACUAGCCCCAAUUCCUGCCUCAGCUUUUUGGAUGCAGGCUGGGGAGGUGGCUGUGUGGAGGCUUCCACACACACAUGCUCUUCUGUGGUGGGGGUAGGUUAAUACUCAAGCUGUUUAUUCCCGCCCACACAGCCUGGAACUCCAAGGCUUAAAACUUUUAGUUCAGCAGAUCAAUUGGGACUGUAAUUGAACAUUAGUAUGAUCUUGAACACGGGAUCUAUUUUUAUAACAAGCCAUAGAUACCAAUGUUUUUUAAAGUGUGGGUAGAAAAAGAUCUACUUUUACCGUCGAGCUUAGAGUGCUUUCUAUUUAGUUUUUAAGACAGAGGCUGAAGUAAAGUUGCUCCCAGCCUGUGCUCUGGAUUCUCUGCUCCAGAAGGUAGCACUGAUUUAUAGCCCAUCCCUUUUAAGGGAGGGGGCAGUGGAGCAAGGGUGUCAAGCUAUGAAUUCAGUGAUACUUAAAUACUUUCAAAGGAGGUAACAGCCAUUAAACCUAAAUUUAAUUUAUUUUUAUUAAAAUAACAUAAUUGAAGAACCAUAGUAUAUAGUAACUGUAUUUUGUCAGGCGCAAUAAAAACAAAAUUAAAACCCAAAUCA